Molecule: messenger RNA, 1431 nt
Organism: Daldinia childiae
Lineage: Eukaryota; Fungi; Ascomycota; Sordariomycetes; Xylariales; Hypoxylaceae
Product: Sphingosine N-acyltransferase LAG1
Exons: 2
Coding region: 1-1431 (476 amino acids)
Biological process (GO): ceramide biosynthetic process
Cellular component (GO): membrane
Molecular function (GO): sphingosine N-acyltransferase activity
Source: RefSeq, a predicted model, not a curated record
AUGGCACCCCAGGAACCAUUUCCAAUCCUCAAUAGCUCGGCCGAUCAAUUACACUCGGCAGCUGAUCAAGGGAAUGCGCGUCGGCGUAGGAAGUCGAGCGUGCUUGGUACAGACAUCAGGGUAGGAGAUACGGGUGCGCCUAGUUUGCAAGCCAGUCUCGCGACCUUUCAAGAUACAAAUGGACAUACGCAAAAGCCAUCAACACCGGAUGGCAAGGAAGUGUCUAAAAGGGGCUCAAAGCGUCGCAAAGCUCGCUCCUUUUUACGUCGCUGCAAGCACUACGCCCUCAAGCAUACCUGGGUCUUACCCCUAGUCCUCUUGGCCGUCUUCCUGUCUGUAUACGCCAUUAACCCGACCGAAUCGAAUCCUGCCCAUCACUUCAUCUUCCUCUCGUAUAAGCUCCCGCUCGAGGCCGGUGCUGAUCCCGAAGCGCCUAUCCAAUAUGGCAAAGGGCCGUGGGAUAUCGCCUUCGUAUCUUUCUAUACCGUCGUCCUCUCCUUUACGCGCGAGUUUAUCAUGCAAGAACUUCUCCGCCCGCUCGCUAGGAAAGCCGGUCUAAAGUCUCGUGCUAAACAAGCUCGUUUCCUAGAGCAGAUGUAUACCGCCAUCUAUUUUGGGUUCUUGGGACCGACCGGUAUGUAUGUCAUGAGCCGAACUCCUGUUUGGUAUUUCAACACUCGCGGCAUGUAUGAGAACUUCCCUCAUAAGACGCACGAGGCCAUGUUCAAAUUCUACUACCUAUUCCAGGCCGCCUACUGGGCCCAACAAGCUAUUGUCCUCUUGCUUGGCAUAGAAAAGCCGCGAAAGGAUUAUAAGGAGCUCGUUGGCCACCAUAUCGUUAGUUUGACGCUUAUUGCGCUAAGCUACCGCUUUCAUUUCACCUAUAUUGGUCUGGCUGUCUACAUUACCCACGACAUUAGUGACUUCUUCCUUGCUACCUCCAAAACUCUCAAUUACAUCGAUCACCCUCUAGUAGGACCUUAUUUCUUCAUAUUUAUGACCUCAUGGGCCUACCUACGUCAUUAUCUUAACCUCCGCAUUAUCUAUUCACUAUUCACCGAAUUCAGGACUGUCGGCCCUUAUGAGCUAAACUGGGAAACCGGACAGUAUAAAUGCGAACUUGCUUUCGUUAUUACUCUAACCCUCCUCUCGUCUCUGCAGGCUCUUAACCUGUUCUGGUUCUUCUUCAUCGUGAGGAUUGCUUACCGCUUCAUCGUCUAUAACGAAGCGGACGACGAUCGUUCCGAGGCUGAGGAAUCUGAUAUUAACGAGCCAGAGAACGAGAAGGCAGAGACACCAAAAGCGAUUAAGGAGAGCACCGAAGCAACGCCGUUGCUUAACGGCAAUGCUAACGGGAACGGCAAUGCAAACGGCAUUAAGACCCGCUCGAACGGGUCAGCGUCGGCGUCGAAAAAGAAGGCGGCUCGAUAG